AAGCCAGUGAACCUUGGACCUACCUCUUCGAAUUGGGAAUACCCGUCUCCACCAAUGAAACACAAUCAAGAUCUAUUUACAGAAAACGAACCAUCAAAGACCUUCAAAUACACCUGAGAAUUGAAAACAAAGAGAGAGAGAUACCUCGCCGGCGACCACUGCUACCAUAAGAGGUAGAAAUCUCGCCGGCGAAGAUGAAGCCCCUCGACGGUUUUUAAAUUUGAGAGGAUGGAUCGGGUUGGGUUUUUACAGAUCCAGACCCAACUUGCCCUCAACUUUCUCUCACCUAAUCUUAGUCGUCCACGUCAGUAAAGACAGACACUUGGCGCCAAAUUAGGGGGAAUUGCAAACUGCACCAUAUGGGAAUUGGAGAAGAUCUAGAUCCUGAAUUUAGCGCUAUCUUCGCCUUUUAAAUGUUUCGAAAGUUCGUUAAAACGUGGUUGCAGAAGAAUCCUCACCACAACAGCAUCCUUCUCCUCUUGGAGAAAUGCCAAAAUUUGAAUCAAUUCAAGGAAAUCCAUGGGUACCUGCUCAAAUCUCGUUUCCUUGAAGACCCACUUUCUGUCUGUCCCCUCCUCUCUGCUGCUGCCGUCUCUGGUGAUGUCUCUGUAUUCUCUCACGCUCACUCCAUCUUCAGUCACUUCGUCUAUCGCAACACCUUCAUGUACAACACCAUGAUUAGAGGCUACACUGAAACACAUUCACCUAUUACCGCCAUUUUCAGUUAUCUUGAAAUGUUAAGCAAUGGUCUUACUGCCAAUAACUACACUUUUCCGCCAUUAAUCAAAGCUUGCACCAUCUUCCCCUGCGCUUCUAAGAAGCUAAUAACUGGUUGCUUCAUCCAUGCUCAUGUUGUUAAAUUUGGAUUGUCUGACGACCCUUUCAUCCUUAGUGCUCUUAUUGAAUUCUACUCAUCAGUUCCUGAUAUGGAAACUGCACGAAGAUUGUUUGAUGGGAUUCCUAGAAGGGAUGUGGUCUUGUGGACGGCGAUGAUUGAUGGGUAUGGAAAGCGUGGCGACUUUAAGAGUGCAAGGGCAUUGUUUGAGGAAAUGCCUGAGAGGAAUGCAAUCUCAUGGAGUGCAAUGAUGGCUGCGUACUCUCGGGUCAGUGACUUCAAGGAGGUAUUGCAUCUAUUUAGACAGAUGCAAGAAGCCAACACAAAGCCGAAUGAAUCGGUCCUUGUGAGUGUCCUCACUGCUUGUGCACACAUAGGAGCACUUGCGCAAGGACUAUGGGUCCACUCUUAUGUGAAGCGAUACCAUCUUGAUUCGAAUCCGAUCUUGGCUACUGCAUUGGUUGACAUGUACUCAAAAUGUGGAUGCAUCGAACCAGCAUUGUCAGUUUUUGAGGGGAUUCUGAACAAGGAUGCCAAAGCAUGGAAUGCAAUUAUUUCAGGGGUUGCAAUGAAUGGGGAUGCAAAGAAAUCUUUUGAGCUAUUUGAAAGGAUGAAUGCGUACGGAACACAACCUACUGAAGUCACAUUCGUUGCCAUCCUCACGGCAAGCACACAUGCAGGAUUGGUUGACAAGGGCCUUAUAUUGUUUGAACAAAUGAGUGCUGUCUAUGGAGUUGAACCUCAGCUUGAGCAUUAUGCAUGUGUCGUAGAUCUACUGGGUCGAGCAGGAAGGUUAGAAGAAGCCGAGAUGUUUAUAGAGGAGAAGAUUGGAGGAUUGGAGGGUGGGGAUGCUAAUGUGUGGGGAGCUCUGCUGGGUGCUUGUAAGAUUUAUGGAAAUGUUGAGGUUGGGAACAGAGUUUGGAAAAAGCUGGCUAAUUUGAGAGCUGAUUGUGGAUCAUAUGUCCUCUUAUAUAAUAUCUUCAGAGAGGCCGGUUGGGAAACAGAGGCAAAGAGAGUCAGAAGGUCAAUCAUGGUGGAGGGUUUGAAUAAGAAGCCUGGUUGUAGUUUAGUAGAAGUGGAUGGUGUGGUUUAUGAAUUCCUUGCAGGUGAUCUUUCUCAUCCACAAGCAAUAGAGAUAUCUGAGGUGCUUGAUUCUUUGUCUAGGAUGGCUAAUUUGGAGUUAUAAAAAUUUUAAUUUCUCACAUUGCUCAGGAAAAAAAAAAAAUCCUUGUUAACUUAUAUCAGUCAUUGAUUACUGUUGUAGACAUGCUUCAUGUCUGAAAGUUAUUCUAUAUUCUUUGUACAACUAAUACAUGGCAUCUAAAUCUGAUACCAGUACAGAGAAUUGUGACUUCUUUCUGGAUAAUAAGAUACAUUCUCCUGAUUUGCACUUUGAA
Messenger RNA from Macadamia integrifolia, 2232 nucleotides. Its product is annotated as pentatricopeptide repeat-containing protein At5g48910-like. Lineage: Eukaryota; Viridiplantae; Streptophyta; Magnoliopsida; Proteales; Proteaceae. Gene Ontology annotation, molecular function: RNA binding; protein binding. The transcript has a single exon. Bases 414 to 2021 code for a protein of 535 amino acids. Gene Ontology annotation, biological process: RNA modification. The record is from RefSeq and is a predicted model, not a curated record.